UCAAUGCCAUCCUUGAAGCUCUUCCAGCAAGGCCAGUUGUAGAGAUGUUCAUAGUGGACUUUGAGCUUGGUGCAUUGAAUGCCAUUUCUACGGUAUUCCCUGAUGCUGUUACCAAGGGAUGCACGUUCCACUGGUGCCAGGCUGUAUGGAGACACAUUAAGGAGCUAGGCCUUGCCCCCACCUUCAUGAAGAGGGAAGCCACCCAUCGCUACCUGAAGCAGAUCAUGGCCUUGCCCUUCUUGCCAGCACCUGACAUCCCUGCUGCAUUCCAGACACUGAAGGAGAGAGCCAACACGGAGCCCCUUCAGUCCCUUGUUGCCUACAUCGACCGCCAGUGGAUGCACCAUGCCAUCUUCCGUCCAUCAUCCUGGACAGUCUACAAGCAGUCCUUCCGCACUAACAACGACGUAGAAGGAUGGCAACACAGGGUCAACGGAAAGGCUGGUCAACGCAGCAGCACCUUCUACAAGUUGGUUCCACUUCUACUGCAGGAGGCCAAGCUGGUGGAAACUCGUGUAUCUAGUGACAACUUGUUUAGGAACGUCCGACGUUCUUCCACGGCCACCCAGAAGAAAUUGGACACAGCCUGGGACCAGUACGAUGCUGGGGAGAUUUCUACAGGACACUUUCUCCGUCUGUGUGGCUCCUUGUACGCCACGUGUGAGUGA
Messenger RNA from Saccostrea cuccullata (small rock oyster), 668 nucleotides. RefSeq lists its product as uncharacterized. The record is from RefSeq and is a predicted model, not a curated record. The transcript is spliced from 3 exons. Bases 45 to 668 code for a protein of 207 amino acids. NCBI's taxonomy places the organism in Eukaryota, Metazoa, Mollusca, Bivalvia, Ostreida, Ostreidae.